Molecule: messenger RNA, 6775 nt
Organism: Ectocarpus siliculosus
Lineage: Eukaryota; Phaeophyceae; Ectocarpales; Ectocarpaceae
Source: the annotation of a GenBank genome assembly
AUGUCGGCCUUCAACGCGUUCUUUGCGCAGCUCACGGGAGGGGGCGCGGCCGCGGGCGACGCCCCACCAAGCGCCGCCGCCGCCUCCGCCGCUGGGGGCUCCGCAGAUCACCGUGGCAACGGCACCGCAGACGGGGGUGGCGGUGGCGGGGGGCGUGCCGAUGGCGCGUUCGGCGUUCCUCUGACGGGGGCGGCGGUGACGUACGAUCCGGAGAACGACAGGAGUCGCUUUGGAAACCCACAGUGCACGACGGUGACGACGCUGCCCGAGGUCAGCCGUCGGAGAGGUCUGUGCAAGCAGGGCGCCCUCGUCGUCGCGAACGCCGACUUCACGUGCUACGGCAUCUCGAGCAACAUCCGAGUGAUCCACAGGCCUACCGGAGCGAGAGCCCUCAUCAAGCCGCCGCCGCGCUUGGGAAACGCCGUUCCUCAGGACAUAUGCCUCUUGGGGACGACGGGCACUGCGACGGCGAACACGUCUUCUGGCCUCCUGGCUUGCGCCACGUCCGAGGGCGAUGUGCUGAUAUGGGAGUUGGGGUUGCGGGCGAGCGCGCCGGGCGUUGGGGCAGCAGCCUCCGCGGACAAGACGGUGGAGGUGUCGACCCAGCUGGUUGCGGAGUCCAGGGGAGGCGGCGCCCAGAGCGUGGCCUGGCACACCUCCGGUAUGAGGAUGCUUGCCGUCGUCUCGGGGUCAUUGGUUGUGAUCCGCGACUUCAUCGGCCAGCAGGACCAAUCGACACACCUUCCCGGAGCUGUUUGCAAGGGUCACUACAAGCAGAUCACUAACGCCUCCUUCUCAAGGGGGAACGGGGACGUCUUGGCCACCGCCUCCGAGGACGGGACUGUCAGGGUCUGGGACACCAGGUCGGCCCUCCUGGAGGCCACGCCCUCCCCUCAGUCGAUCGCCUGCCUGCGUGCCUUUCGAGCGGCGCCCGAAGGCUCGACGCUGAGCCGGGUUCUCGUGGUGGACUCGGACAUGGCGCUAGUGACCGGCGAUGAAGACAACCGCCUCCUCAAGGUGUGGCCGGCGCCCGAAUGGAACGGCGGAGCGGGAGCGGGGGCAGGAGCUCUGGAAGGCGUGCUUCCUUCGCAGGUGCUAUCGCUUCCCGGGCGGGGAGCGCUGUCGCUGGAAGUGGAUCCCGGAGGGGAGUUCGUGUUUGCGGCAGACACGGGGGAGGGUCUCCUGUAUGCUCUCCACUUGGCGCAGGGCGGCCAGAAGGGGAUAUGCAUGGACUACCUCAGACCCUACUCCCUGGCGCAUCCGGUGCAGAGCUUCACCGUCCUGUCCAAGGAGCCUGAGCCGGAGUACGGGUACGAGGAUAGUCCACCUUCUGCCGAAGACCGCAUACUCCAACUAGUCUGCGCGCAGACCAAGCCUGUCCAGAUCUACCGCAUCGCCGUUCGCGACGCUCUCCCGCCCGCGGGUGUCUUCGCCAAGCCGGCCGACAACGGCAACGACGGGGGCCCCGCAGAUGAUGAUAGCAAGGUGGGUGGUGACCCCCCCGUGUCGUCGGCACCCGGGAAGGUUGAGGAGGAGGAGGAGGAGGAGGAAGAGGGGGUUGUGGUGGCGGCAGGUGUCCGUAGGUAUGAUGAUGAUGCCGAGGAGGAGGGAGAUGUUGACGUCGGCGUCGUCGUGGACAGCGUUGCGGUGAGCAAGGAAGGCGGGGCGGUCGGCGGGGGAGGGGAAAGCGCUCCCAGCUUUGAAAAGGGAGGGAGGCAUACAGACAGAGACGGAGAGAGAGCUGGAGGCGUCAUGCUCGGCGACGGCGCCGCCGGCGGUGGCGACGCCAAUGUCGGCAGUAGCACCACCACCACCACCACCACCACCACCCGGACAACAGCAGCAGGCAUGGGCAUUCGGGGAGAGGAAGCAGGAGGAGCCGCUGCUGCGACUAGCGCGGGCGGAGCAGACAGUAGCCCUACCGCCACCACCGCCGCGGUGGAUGGCCGGGACGGGAAGGAUUCGGCGCGGGCGGCGGCGGGCGGGUUGGGGGCGACGGCGAAGGCCCUGACGGCGGCGAUGGCGGACGCGCUGAGCGACACUUCGUCGGGAGUCGGCGGCGCCGGCGCCGGCGGACCGAGCCCGGUUCUUGACCCUUCCGCCGCUCCUACCAGCGCAGCCGCUGUCGUGGGGAGCGCUUUCUCCUCCGGCGUCGGCAAGGGUGAAGGCACGUCGUCGUCGUCUUCCGAUGCCUCGAAGCGAGGCGGGAUACCGUCGCCGAUGAUGUUGGGGGAGAGCGCCGGCGGCGCCGGCGGCGGUGGCGGGGAAGACCGAGGCGGCGCGCUGUGGGCGGCGGCAGUGGAGGCGGAGAUCGCGUCUGCUGAGAUGUCGUCUUCGACGACGAUGGCGGCGGCGGCGCCGCAGACUGAGACUGAGGAGGAGAACGAGGACGAGGACGACGGCGACAGAGAGUCUUCAGAGGACUUCGGAUUGGAGGACGGAGAGCAGAGCGUCUCCGUCUCCGUCUCGGAAGAACGCCAAGAAGUCGGCGCCACUACUACCGAAGAGGCCACAUCCUUUGCCGCUGCCGCAGACGGGGGUGGCCUGGGAGGCGGCGGCGGCGGCGGCGGCGGCGGUCAGGCCACCGGCGGCGGUGGAGGCAUGCUCUACAGCAGCAGCGGAGAGCAGAGCAUGGGCGCGUCUCGCCGACAAGGAGGCGGGGAGGGAGUGAGGAGUGGUGGCGGUGGUGGUGGUGGGUGGGUCGGAAGGGGAGGCGAGGACGGAGCCGGAGAGCCCUCGGCCAGCGGGUCCUUUAGUGUAGCUGUAGCUUCUGCGCACGGGGACGCUUCCGGUGGCUCGGGGUCUUCGGUGGCGGCGGCGGCGGCGGCGGCGGCGGCGGCGGCGGUGCCCCCGCCGGCGAUGCAACAGCAGCACCAGAUGGCUAGCACGCACCGCCGGGAGGCCGACACGAGCGCCGGAGCGUCGCCCAUCCCCAUGGUGCCCCGUCAUCACCCCCUUGUCACCGGCAGCCCUUCGGGGGAGAGUGCUGGCGCUGCGUCGCAACAGCAACACGAGCAGCAGCAACCGUCAUCGCCGCCGCUUCCGCCCCCGCCGGCGGUAGACUCGGUGGUAGCGGCGGUGUUGGACCCCACCGCCGGUGGCGAGGCCAGCAGGGACGGCGGGGCGGCGAGAUCGGUAGGCCGGCCGAUCCCAGGCGUCAACGUGGACGAGUCGGCCACGCAAGCCCUCCGCUCGCUGCUCAUGAGGGGCGGGAACAGGGGCGGAGGUCGCAGCGGUGGGGGUGGAAGCGCCUCCGGAGAGGGGGAAGAAAGUCGACGUUGGUCGAGCGGGGAGAUGGCGGGCGGCGGCGGCGGUGGCGGCGGCGGUGGCGGCGGCGGGGGCGGCGGCGGAUCGUCGACUGAAGGAGCGGGGGGGAUCAUGCAGUCGGUAGCACUCCCAAGGGCCGAUGCCGAGGGAGCGGGGGCAGGCCUAGCGAGGCCGCCAAACCCGGCGACAGACGAUACGAGAUUAUUCUUGGCGUCCCUGCUGGAGAAUCCCAACGACAACAGCACGCGCGCUUCCUCGUCCCGUUCCGCGGCCGGUUCCGCCAUGUCCGCGUCCUCCUCAACGUCGGCUGCAUUGGCGGUCGGAGGGGGCCCCGUGGUUACCCUGCCCCCCCCGGCGCUCUCCCCCGCCGGCGACGCCGGCGGACCGGGAGCCUCUAUCUUGCCGGCAGCGUCACUGCCGGGCGUUGUGCCCUCUCUGCCCGAAAUGAGAUCCGUGCCGUCGACCAGCCUCUCUGUGGGGCAUACCCCCAGAAACGCCGUCCUGCCGCCGCCUGCCACCGGCGGUGGCGGCGGUGGCGGCACUAGCCUGUUCUACAGCACAUCUAUGGCGGAGGUCACCGCCGGCGCCCCCACCGGGGCCCCCGUCGUGAGCGGCUCGGGCUCGGUGUUGGUGACGCCCACGGCGCAGGCGCCGCCCCUGGCGCCGCCAGGCAUGGUCCCGAGACAGCAGCAGCAGCAGCAGCCGCGGGCGUCUCGUGGGUUUGAUGCGGUCGACGCCGGUAUUGGACGGGCCGGGGGGGGCGGCGCUGUGGCUGGAGGGAUGGAUACGGAGGAACUUAUCGAGGCGAUCACCGCCAGAGUCAACGCGGACAUGGCUGCGAGGAUGUCCGGGCUGCAGUCGUCGCUGGAGCAGAGCGUGGCUUCCUGCUGCAGACGGACCAUCUUGGCGUCAACGGCGUCUGCUGAAGACACGAGAGCCAACGAGCGCGCGGCGCUAGUGGGAGACAUCUCUUCGUCCGUGGACCGCAGCGUGAGGAGGGGCAUGGUGGAGACGGUGGCGACCCCCCUCGCGAAGCUGGUGGUCAGCACCGCGCGCCAGGUCGUGGUCGACCCUCUACAGGCGUCCAUGUCCACCAUGCAUGGCCACCAGCAGAGGCAACAACAAGCACUGGCGGCGGCCGCGGCUGCGGGUGCCCAGGCGGGCGUGCAGUCGCAGGCGGCUGGGAUGGCGACGGCGACCGCUCGAGCCCAGGCAGGCAAUGUCCGGCGGGAGUUGCUAGAGAGCCGGGAAGACCUGUCGAGGGACAUUUCGAGGUCCGUGGCUUCGGCUGUUCAGGAGCCCGUCGGGGUGGCGUUCCGCGAGUGCUUCGAGGGGCAGCUCAUCCCCAGGAUCCAGAGCGCGGUGCAGCGCAUGUUCGAGCAGAUCAAUGACUCCCUCACCCGCGGGCUCCAGGCCUCUCCUCUUGUUAACAACCGGGCGGGCGCACUCGCCGAAGACGUUUCGCACGUCAGGGACCGCGUGGAAGGGCUGGAGAGCGGGAUGCGAGACGUGGCUUCCGCGCUGUCGGGCCUUGGCGUCAAGAUGGAGCGCUUGGCGGAGCUGACCCGGGCGAUGCAACAGACGGGCUUGGCCACCGCAGCCUCCGUCGAGGCGGCGGCCGCGAGCGCGCAGGCGGCGGCAGUCGCAGCGGCGGUUAGCGGCGGUGGGACAACCGCAACCCGAUCCAUGAGCGGCCGCAGCUCCGGCAACGUCACCCCCCCGGCUGCCGUGGACCCCAGGGAGGAGCUUCACCGCCUCGUAGGCGCUGGAAGGGUGGACGAUGCGAUGAACCGGGCGCUAUCUGCGUCCGACCUGCCCUUGGUGAUGUGGCUCUGCGGACGCCUCGAUCCCGUGGCGACGCCCUCCACCCUACCGCAGCACAUCCUGCUCUGCUUGGUGCAGCAGUUUGGCGCGUCGGAUCUGUUGGAAGACACCACGGCCAAGCUGAAGUGGCUGCAGAACUGCGUCCUCGCCAUCGACCCCACGGAGGCCACCAUCCGGGCUCACCUGCCCGUUGUCCUCCGGCAGCUCAAGGGAGCUCUCACCACCUCCACCCCCAUCAUCUCCCAGCGCGGGGGAACCGACGUUUCGGUAGUGCGUCUCACCACACACGUUGUCAACAGCCUGGCGUCCAUGUUGCCGCCCGCUGGGUCAGAAGCGGUUGCCUUGUAAUGAGUGCGCUUGUGUGCGGGGGCUUUCUACGUUGUUUCAGGAGGAAGGAGGGAACGCGUUUGUGUUUUUGCUUGGGGGCUCUUGUAAUUGGUAGGGACCGUGGUUGAUUUUUGGGGGGCGGGUGUCUGUGUUGUGUCUUAGACGCGCUUGCUUGGGGUCGCGGUUUAGGUGCGUGUUUCGCCUUUCUUUGAUGGCGUUUGGCGUGGAAAGGCAUGAUAGUUUGCUUUGCGAUGAGUCUGUCCGUAGUAAGCGUGGAUCCUGUAGGUUGUUGGUACGGGCUGACGCAAGAGGUCGGCUGUUUUUUUCAGAACAUUUUUGGUUGUUGUAAUUUCGACGAAGGGUCGUGUGGAUCAUGAUGGUUUGGACAUGGCAAGGAAUUUCUCGCAGGAGUGUGUCGAAGUAGAAUGCGCCAACUACAUGGUAUUCAAGAGCCCACGUUUUUUUUCGCAGUGAUCUGUAGGUGGAAUUUUGCAUGGUACGACAGGGGAGGGGUUUCUUCUUUCGGGCUAUGUAGCGAAAGGUCUUCCAGUGUCAGACCCCAGUCCUUUUCCCUCUGUUCUUCCUUCGUUGACGUUUAGUUCAGACCAGGCGAGGGUGUGAUGGUGCGAUGGUAUCGGUGCACGUAAGAGAGUGAUGAACUUUGCUUUUUGUAUACACUUUGACGUGGGCGGCUGCGUUAGAAAAAUGGAGUGAUGCUGCCGUCAACCACAACUCAGUUUGUCACCCACGGCGAAUCCAGAUUUCGAAUUUCGCCGAAAGGCGACGUCAUGACCGUGGAUGGCGUCAUCGGUCGACCAUGGAAUUUUGGACCACAGGGAUAUCUCCGGCCACAAAAGUUGGCCAAUCAGAAAGCUGCGGCCACCUUUUCUCUCUCUGUCUCUUGGCGUGUCUGGUGUGGUUCCUGCCUUAAGUGUUGUCGAACGGUAUGUCUUACUUCAAAUAGAAUGGCUUGCGGAGAGGAAGUACUUUGAGGUUUGUUGGCUAGUUGUUGGUUGCCUACACAACAAGAGAGGGGCGGCAGUGCGUUGGGUCUUGUGUAGUCUGCCGGAAUAGUCAAACCCACAGCCAGCCGUCGGUGCGAAACCUUUACCUGUGAUUGAGCGGCACGUUCGUGAUAGAAUGCUGGUACGUGACCUCCUGCGUAUUUGGAUACGCCUAUGGCUGUGUGUUUGGACGUGUGCGCGGUUCCACAUUUAGUUUCGGGAGUGGGGCGACUGGCUUUAUCAUGGCGGCUAGACAAAAAGCUAUUUUGGACGAUGGACGUAUCAGGUAGGGGAACACAGCCAGCCGUAGCUGUGCUACGUUAGAUCCAGGCACUCUGUUGGUAGAUGCCAUA